Messenger RNA from Panicum virgatum (switchgrass), 731 nucleotides. RefSeq lists its product as uncharacterized. The record is from RefSeq and is a predicted model, not a curated record. The transcript has a single exon. NCBI's taxonomy places the organism in Eukaryota, Viridiplantae, Streptophyta, Magnoliopsida, Poales, Poaceae. The coding region runs from base 2 to 571 and encodes 189 amino acids.
UAUGACCUUGAGUUACGUGAAGAUCCUAGCACGAGUUGUGAAUGAACUUGGACUGAGGGCACCCAAAAUAGCAUAUGAGAAAAGAGCUAACGGAACCUUCCAUGCUGUUAUAGAAGUGCACCUUGUCAACUGGACAUCUUGGGGAUUUCGUGGCCCACGGGAAUUUAAAGCAACUUCUUCCAUUUCCGCUAGAACAGCUAUUAGGAAAGCUGCUUAUAAUGUUGUCCAGCGUUUGGAGAAAUCUGGCCUCGUUAAAAUCAGGGACUUUAGAGGGAAGGUUUUGAAGCUGUGGAAGAAAAGAGCCAUGGAGAUAGCAAAAAUAUGCAAGGAAGUUGUUGAAGAAAGAGAUGAGCUUGAGAGAGAUUUCACAUUCCUCCAAAAUAAUCGUGCUAGGCUGCUUAUAGAAAAUGGUAAAAUGAAAGGAAAAAUGACAAGGCUCAAGAAGAAAGUAUCAUGUGCAAUGGUCAUUAAAGAAGAAAAUGCCAGGCUGAUUGCUGAAAACAAGGAUCUACAGGCAGAAAUUAGAGUUCUGAAGAAGCGGCUAUCAGAAACUAAGAAUGGAGAUAUGUAAGCAUUUUCAAGUAUCUAGAAUUAAUCUGUCAGUCAUGAAGUCAGAAAGUUAAGCUGAUUAGUACUAAGUUGCUGGCGUAUAUCGCGAGGGCUAGCUAGUAGUGAUAAAUGGACACUGUGUGACACUCCUUUGUAAAAUUCACCGUGCAGAGGUGGAUUCA